AAGCCCUCUUCCUCGAUCCUCCCUCCACCACCGGCCGCCGCUACCGACUUUGCUCAAUCUCGAGCUGCUCGUUCUCUCCUCUCCCCCGACGACCAGCGCAGGAGAUAGAAGAUAAGAGAGGAGGGAAAGGGAGAGGGAGAGAGAGAAGGAAGGAGAGGAGGGAGAAAGAGAGAGGAAAGAGAAGAGGGAGGUACGAUGGCGGACGGGGUAGGUUCACCGGCCGGCACCGGCGAGGUCGGGCGUGGUCUCCCGGUCGGUGGUGGCUCGAUCCGCUCCUGGAUCGGGGGCCUCCCGUCCGCACCGCAGCACCGCCGGCAUGGAGGCCCGGGCUCGGGCAGCCACUGCCCUCCUUCUCUCUAUUGUUCACUGCUUGCAGAUUCCUUUCAUCUUGUGCUUUAUUCUCAUAUGUGUUUCCCAUCUCGCAGAUCAUGGGGAAGUGAGUGGGCGGAUCAUCCUUGUUUGCUAACCCUGCACGUGGUAAUCCUCUUCGUUUCAUCGAAACUCGUCUUUGUCCGGCAUUCAGUUGCGGUUCUUGUCGCCUUAUUCAGGCAUCCUGCUCGUUGGUGAUUGGGUUCUCGGGUUAGCUCGUGUUUCUCAUCCAGUAGGUGCGCACGAUAUGAGCUCAAAUGAUCAUGCCCACGAUAUGAGCUUAAAUGAUCCUGUCCAUGAUAUGAGCUCAACUGAUCCUGCCGCGGAUCGUGCUGCUGCACGUGACCGUUCUGUGGCUCGGUGGCGCAACGGAGUCUCAGCGCGAAUCGCACUGUUUCAGGAUGCGUUUAGUGCCGGGCGUGCUACUUCCUCUGUCCCUGCAAACACGCUGUUUGUAGGUGGCGGUUACUUCCCGGUUGUCUCAGCUGCUUAUAGCAGCGUUAGGCGUCAACAGCGAAUGCGAAAGAGAAAGUUCCGUAAAUGGGUUUCUUCAGACAGCAGGUCGGCUUUCUCUCGCCGCUCUGAACUGCAGGACUCGCUGGAUGGAUGUGAAUGUGAGCAACCAAACUAUCAGGUUAGAUUUUUGUGGCAUAUCACUAUGAGGAAGCCGACAACCUGGAUUGCCAAUUACCUCCGCAGGGUUAUGUGCACAUUGAGAGUUUCUUCUGCUCGUGGCAGCCGUCGUCCACAUGCUCCUCCUAAAGUUCCUCCUUGUCACCACGAGUGGAUGCCGGUGAGGCCAGCCUUCCCGGACUGGUAUGCUAUCUUCUCAUGCUGCUGCAACAACUUCAUAAAUUGUGACUUGAGACACCUCCCUGCGGAUUACCAUCAAUACUUACAAGAAAAUGAGGUGAAAGUGAGUACAGUUGAAAGCUACCCUAUGAAUAAUGGAGGAUGCACCAGCAGGUCAAUUAACUCCUCAUCCUGCAAAUCAUGCCUGAUCUUAGCUGAACUAAAUCUUUGUGAUAUUAGCGACCACUUUUGUAUUUCAAGACAAAUCAACACCCAACCACCAUCCACGGGUAAAAUGUUGCAUGUUUUCUUUUUUCUUUUGAGGAAGAAUGUGGUAUAAUUUCAGUUGGUCCUGUAUAUAAUUACACAUGUUACACAAUUUUUGCUUGCUUUGGUACCAAUUACCAAGGAUAGUUUGUCCAAAAAGUUUGGAUAUGCGGGAGCUUUGUGCCCAUUCGCAGAAACAUUUUGAACACUCACACAGUUGGUUUUACAAAUCAAAAUAAUUGUAAUUUUGAAAUUAUGUGGGGAGCAUGGAACCUGAAUCCCUUAAGGCCUUCCCAUCUCAUGUUUGGAAGAAGUUACGGUAUUGAUUGGUUAGGGU
Molecule: messenger RNA, 1765 nt
Organism: Triticum dicoccoides
Lineage: Eukaryota; Viridiplantae; Streptophyta; Magnoliopsida; Poales; Poaceae
Exons: 9
Coding region: 617-1501 (294 amino acids)
Source: RefSeq, a predicted model, not a curated record